Molecule: messenger RNA, 21520 nt
Organism: Monodelphis domestica (gray short-tailed opossum)
Lineage: Eukaryota; Metazoa; Chordata; Mammalia; Didelphimorphia; Didelphidae
Source: RefSeq, a predicted model, not a curated record
UUCCUUUACUUACCGAUUACUCUUAUCUGAAUCUUUGUGACUUUUUUCUUGCCUUUUUUCUUCUUCAAUUUUUCCCAUGUCUUUUUAUAAUUUAGAGAUUAAAACUAUCCUAAAAAGAGUCUCAUUGAUGAAUAUAAUAGUAGAAAAGUUAUGUCCUUUAUCUCAUUCCAUCUUGAAUUAUAAUAUGCAUAUAUUUCACUUUCCUUGUUAGAGCUUAAGAUUCCUAAGUGUAAGGACUUUCCUUCAUUCUCAAGUUCCCCAGUACUAAUAUUAUUAAAAAGGUGUACUUGUACUUGUGCUUAAUAAGUAUUAGUUGAACUGAAUAUUUAAGAAAAUAUUGCCUAGUCUUAUUAAAUUAAAGUUGCUUGGUGACUCUAUUUUUGCCUUAUUUAUGCCUAGCUAGUCUUUUCUGUGUAUAAUGCUUCAUUUUGCGCCCCUACAAUAUUGACUUGCAAUGAUGUCAGUUAAACUUCCUGUUUUGGUAUACUGUUUCUCAAACUUAUUGAGGUCACUUCAGAGUCCAUUCCUGUAUUCCAACAUAUUAGCAACCCUGACCAAUUAAAUGAUCAUCUGCAAAAUUAAUGAGUAUGCUCACAGUUCCUUCAUUUAGGUCAUCAAUAAAGGUAUUAAAUAAUACUGAUCCCUGUGCUUAGGAAGUCUCUUUAGGUUGAUUGUGAAAGGUCAAUAGUCACUUCGUGGGUAUAUAAACCAGUUGGUCAUGCAGAUAUGCACAAGAACCCAUUAAUUCUCCAGCAGUAUACUUAGUUUGCCUUGCAAAAAUAGGUAGAUUUGGAGGGCCAGGCAUGUUCCGUAUCUAUGCCUCUUUUCCCCUUAAUGUCAUAUGUACCGUAUAAGUUACGGGAGGAGAGGAUGAGGUGUGGAAGGAAGAUAUGGCCAAUCAAAGAGUGUGAUAUGAAAGGAAAGAUUCCAGUCUGCUGAUGAUGAGCAAGCACCAGGAUAGCAGUGAUCAUGUCUUUGAGAAAUUAUAUGGGUUGUGCUAGAUAGCAUAAUAAACUCAUAUUCCAGUCAUAACAGUUUGGCAUUCUACAUAUCAGCAAACAUUUUGGGACGGGGGGGCGGGGGGUUGACUACUAGUUCUAUGUCAUAUGUUCCAGGUUAUGAAUGGGAAUAUGAUUUCAUCUGGAAUCUUAAACUUUAAACACAAGGUAGAUAGAUCAUACCCACUCCUCCUUCCUUUAUUCCUUCUCUAUGUAUACUCUACUUUUCUAGUGUUGUUUUAUAUUGUUAUCCCACACUUUUUAAAGAUCUCACUAGGUUGGAUACUCUCUGUUUUCCAGAUAAGCUCUGUUUUCUUGCUUCUGUUCUGAUAAUGUAUAUUGUGCCUCAAAUGCCUUUUCUCCCAUCUUCCAUUGAAUCUAUAUUUUUGAGCUUAGCAAGUACCUUUUUUUCUUAAACUAUUACUGAGUAACCUAAAUAUUGCUUCCAAGGCAGAAGAGUAGUAAGGGCUAGGCCAUUGGGGUCAAGUGAUUUGCCCAGGGUUACAUAGCUAAGAAGUAUUUAGGCCAAAUUUGAACUCAAGACCUCCCGUCUUCAGAUCUGGCUCUCUAUCCACUGACCCACCUGCCCAUAACUGGUGUCUUCUUGAAGCUUUCCCUAAUCCCUUCCUGUCUAUAAACAUUUUUAACCCCAUGACUCCUUAUAUAAUUUUAUUUUGUAUGCCACCAAUGUACUCAUAAUAUGCAUUAAUUAUUUGUGUAUGAGUCUUAUUCUUUACUAUACUAUAAGCUCCAGAGACAUUGUCUUAUCCAAUGUCUAGCACUUAGCACAGUCUAAUGUACUCAGUGAUCACUUUUUGUUGAAUAUCAUUGACUUGGAUGAAGACAAAGAAGUUAUAUAGGCUUUGGUAUCAGAAGGACUUGGGUUCAGAUUGUGAUCCUGCCAAUUAGUAUGUAUGUGAUGUUAGGCCAAUUUACUUAAUUUGUUCAGGUUAACUUUUUCCUCAUAAAAUUAGGAGGAUGUAUAUGAUCUCUAUAGUUCUUUCUUGGUCUAAAUAUAUUGCUCUGUUAAUCUUUUAAAAGUGCAUUUUUAUUCAUUCUGUUUUUUACACCAUCAUAAUUUUCCUUUGUAUUCCUUCCCCAUCUCCUUGCUAAAAGUCAUCCCAUUAAAUAAAUUGUAUUUAAAGAAAAACUCUUAUCUUCUGUCUUAGAAUCAAUAUUGUGUAUUGGUUCUAAGGCAGAGGAACAGUGAGGGCUAGGCAAUGGGGGUUAAGUGACUUGUCCAGGGUCACACAGCUAGGAAGUGUUUGAGGCCAGAUUUUGAACCUAUAACCUCCCUUCUCUAGGCCUGGAUCUCAACCCACUGAACCACUUAGCUGCUCCUCUUCCCUAUCCCAACCCCAUCCUGGAUAUUUUAAAUUUAUUUCAUAUUCAUUAUACUUCCUUGAUGUUUUGAUGUUUUUCCUUGUACAUUUGCAUAAGCCAGCUUUUAUAGAGUAAUUUCAUAAUAUGCACAAACACACCCUGUAGUUUUACAUUGACAUGCCUGUUGUAUGCAACUUGUUAACUCAUGAUGCAAGCAUCAAUACAGUUGCAUUUCUUCUUAGUGUAUUAUAAAUGUUCAACUCUUCCCCUCCUUAAAAAAUGGUGUAAAACUGUUGAGGAUAUAGGCUUCAUGGCUGGUUUCUUCUCUAGUGUUUUCUGUUAAAGACUAAAGAGAAGUUUUGAGAAAUGCAUUGUUGUAAUAUUGGGCUAAAUGAAUAUCUGUAGUUAAGGGAACAUAAUGCAGUGCUUUUUUUUAGCUCCUGACUUGGUAUCAACACCAUCAUUUUAUGGAACUAUUCACUGCUGAACAACUUUAAAAGUGGAUUUCCACAUUGAAUUCUUGUUGCUCUUGGCAUUUGUUCUUCAGGUGGUGUUAGUAAAACAGUCCUAGAAUUGGAAAAAAUUUCUGGUUUCUGACAGUUCAGAACUGCUCUACAUCUUCAACAAAAUCACAGCCAAAGGGGGCAGCUGGGUAGCUCAGUGAAUUGAGAGCCAGGCCUAGAGACGGGAGGUCCUAGGUUCAAAUCUGGCCUUAGACACUUCCCAGCUGUGUGACCCUGGGCAAGUCACUUGACCCCCAUUGCCUAGCCCUUACCACUCUUCUGCCUUGGAGCCAAUACAUAGUAUUGACUCCAAGAUGGAAGGUAAGGGUUUAAAUUAAAAAAAAAUCACAGCCAAAAGUUGUCUUCUGUUUGGCUAUAAAGAGAUUGGGAAAUACUACAAAAUUAAGUGUGAGGAUACCUGUGUUCUAAAACCAAAAUGUCUAUUUUUCUCUUGAGUUGUUUUCUUUUUCCAAGAUUAAUUUCUUAUUUUCUCAGUAUCCAUAGAUGUGAGACACUAGAGAUGAAUGAAGCUUGGUAGUUAGCACUUAGAAAAUAAAUAAUGAAUACUCAGACCCAAAAUAUUAGAAAAUCUAAUUAUCGGGAGAAUAAAAGAGGGAUUUUUACAACAGCAGUAUUCUCAGGAGUUGGCUUUGGUGUGCUGAUGGUGAUAGCUAAUAUAGUUCUUUAAGAAUUGCAAAACAUUUUAAAUGUCUUACUUUAUUUGAGAUUGGUGCGAUUAUUAAGUAGACAUAUCACAUAAGUAAACUGAAUCUAAGAAUGGUUAAGUGAUUUGUCCAGCAAGUCACACAGCUAAUAAGUGUCUUGGUUCCCUCUGAAGUCAGCAUUCUAGAGAUUAUGCCACCUAGAUGAUUGUCUUGAUGGACCUUCAAAUAAUUAAUUAUAUCAUCAACUGAUAUGAUGGUCACUUAUAUUUCAGGGAUGACCGAAAUUAAAUUGGGAAAAUGCACAGUGAUGUCUUUUCAAAGACAUCUAAAAAAAUGAACACAAUUCUGUUAUAUAAUGUGUAUUUUCUUCAACUAGUACAGUAUGGGCUGUUAUGGUAGGUUAAGUACCACAGAAAGAGGAAAUAAACAACUUAACAUACAUUUUAAUUGAGGGAGAGGUAGCUAGGAGGCAUUAAAUAUAGCCCCAGGUCCAGAGCCUGAAAAAUCUGGAUUCAAAACAGGCCUCAGAUACUUCCUAGCUUUGUGACCCUGGGCAAGUCACUUAAACUCAUUUGCCUAGUCCUUGCUCUUCUGUCUAAGACAGAAAGUAAGGUGUUGUUUUUUUAUUUUUUUAAGUGGGGGAGGACAUGAAGAAUUAUAUCCUAGCUCAGGAGAGAUAGGCAAUCUCAUAACUUUAGUUGUUCCUUCUUGUUUACACAUACAUAUUUAGACACGUGUGUGUGGUGUGGUGUGAGGGCUUGCUGAUCCAUUUUCAGGGCUGCUCAUACACCUUUGGGAUCCACCUCCAAAAAGCUUUAGCAUGUGUAGUGGCCACAUUCUAGUAAAACCAUCUGGGCAGAUGGGCUAAACUAGGUCAAAGGUAGCUGACAGACCUUAAACCUGUUGGUGAGUUAGGGGGUUGUCAAGCCUGUAAAAACUUUCCCCAGGGAAAUGGGUGAAUGAGAACAGUUUGUCCCAAUGGCCAUGAAAGUGGCUGAAGCAGGUGCUGUAGUGCACUUAUGAGCUUUGUCGGACACUGAUGUCAUUGGUCCACUUAGGAAAUGAAGAAUCAAUAACAGUUUUUAAAAGUCAAAUAAGGAGGUUUUUCCCACAGGUGAUUUGUAUGUAUCGCUCUAUUAAAUACUGGGUUGAAUUCCAUAGUUUCUGAUUUUCUCUUAUAGUGUGUUACAUUGAUCUAGCUCUUUAUUUUUAAAUCAGUACUAGAGAGUUUUUAUGACUGCUGCUUUAUAUUAUAGCUUGUAGUCUGGAAGUGCUAGUGCACCCUUGUCUCUUUCUUUUCACCAUUUUCCUUGAUAUUCUAGAAUUUUGCUACUAUUUUAAUCAAGUUCUAUGAAGACUCCCUUUGAUAAUUUGAUUAAUACAAUAUUACAAGUACAACUUAGUUCUGAUAGUAGUGUCAUUUUUAUUAUUUUGGCUUAACCUAACAGUCAACUGUUUAAAUUUGUCUUCAUUUCUUUAAGAAAUACUUUGUAAUUGAAUCUAUAUUAGCAUUUUGUGUGUUUUGGUAGGUCUGUUCCCAAAUAUUUUAUGCAUUUUGUAGUUACUUGGAAUGGGAUUUCCCUUUCUAUUCUUUUUGGUUGAGUUCUUUUAUUAUAUAGAAAUGCUUUUGAUUUUUGAGGGUUUAUUUUUCAGACAAUCUUUGCUGAUGAUGUUUCACAUAGUAUCUUUUCUGAUCCCUAGGAUUUCUGAACCUGUAGGAUGGGGAGUGAGGAUGGGGUUGAAUUCUUUAUCAAGCUCAGACGUGUGUCUUGCUCUUCCUCCUCUGUUCUGCUCUUUCUCUGCAGAGAUCUUUUUGUAGUACAGAGUUUCUUCAGGAAGCUAGCCAUUGAGAAGCCCAGAUCUCCAUGGCGCUGCAAAGAAGGGGGGGGGGGAUCCUGGGAUUGGGUGUUGAGUUUUGUUGCAAGUUUGUGGAUUAGGUCCUGGGGUUGACUAGUGCAGCCUUGCUGCCAGUAGUGGCAGCGGGGUAGAAUCAUGGAUGCUAUGUAAAUUCAGGGUAGGCGUCAGUUCAUGUUGUUGUUUUUUUUAACCUUCUUUUCGGUUCUGGGUGUCCUAGACCAUGGAGACAGCUGAAGUUGCUUCAUCUUUGGCAUAAUUUCUGUUUUAGAGAGAUUUGAAAGUUCAUGAGUAUCAGAGAAAAUAUCUUGUCUUCCAUUCUGUUGGAGUGACCCAGAAGUUCCCACCCUGUGGUUCUUUGAUAGGUUAGAAUAAUGGACUGAAUAUAAUAUGAUUAAAUAUAGAGGCAAUAUAGUCUUAUAUUUUAACUGAAAAGUAAAUUUCAUAAAUACAAUAUGGGAGAAGCAUGGCUAGACCAUAGCAUUCUUUAAAAGUCCUGGGAUUUUAAUGGACUGCUUACUUGAUAUGUGUCAGCAGUGUUGUGGCAACCAAGAAAGUUACAGUGGAGUUGCAUCCUACUUAGCCGUAAAGCCACUAUUUAAAGACAUUGUGGAAGAGAAAAUCAGAUACGGUCAAGAUCAUCUUUUCUUGAAUUCUUCAAAUCAUCAGUAAAGUAUAAUAUGCAUGUUUAAUUGUUUAGGCAAAGUAAGUUAGCAAGCUAAUUUGUAACCUGGAGAUAAGGAUUGGUUCUAAGAACUGAGAUAGGCAGGCUAAGGUAUGAAGUAGAUAUGACUAGUAAGCCUAAAUGUAUUUUGGAUUGAAUUAUUUGUGCUCUAGGACUGUCUCAACUUAAAACUUGCUUCCCUCAUUCCCAUCCCUAGCCGGUUGGAAACAAAGUAAAAUUAUCUAGGUAGUUGAUAGCCCCAAUUUUCUCCUUUCUGGUCAGAUGACACCUAGACCAGAGUUCUUAAACUCACAGCUUCAAAACUCUUCAGUGCAGCCAGAACCAGAGUGAAAUGUAUUUGGGAAAUGUUUAACAAAAUAAAUAAAAAUACAGCAUAUCCUAGACAGCAUUAAGUUGUGGUUUUCUAAGGCAAUAUGCUGCCCUCUGAUCCAAAAGAAAGGAUCAGUUUCUAUUUGACACCACUGAUCUAUAGUACUAUAAUUAUAUUUUGUCACCAUACUUUUAAGAACAUUAAAAGUUAGAGAGAAUUUAUAGGUUAGUAAAGGUACUUACCAUAUGAUUGGUUUAAUGAACUGAGGAAGUUUAGCUUGGUGAAGAGAAGAGAAGAUUUAAGUGGGGACAUGAUACUUAUCUUCAAAUAUUUUGUAUUACUAUGUGGAAAAAGAUUUAGACUUCUAUUUGAUUCAAAAAGAAAGACCUAGGAGUAGGGUAGGUAUGAAAGUUGCAGAAAGAAAAAUUUAGCUUUGAUAUAAGAAAAAAAAUUCCCACAAUUAGACUUAAUCAGAAAGUGUCUUGAGAGGUAAUGAGUCAUAUUAGAAGUUUUGUGGCUGAAUGAAUACUUCUUGGGACUAUUGUAGUUUGGAAGCUGCCAGAUCUUUUGUAAUUAUGAUUGAUACUCCUUGAUAUCUAAAUUGUCUCUUUUUUUUGCUUCUUGUAAAAUUUUCUCCUUAGCUUGGAAGCUGUUGAAUCUGGCAUUUACAUUCCUGCAGGUUGUCUUUUGAGGAUUUAGUGUAGAGGAUUUUCUAUGAAUUCUUUCAAUGUCUAUUUUGCCCUCUUGUUCAAGAACAUCAGGGCAGUUUUCUUGGAUAAUUUCUUGUAGUAUGAUGUCAAGAUUUCUGUUUAUUUCUGGGUUUUCAGGUAGACCAAUGAUUCUCAAAUUCUCUUUUUGAGACUGGUUUUUAUAGUCUAUCAUCUUGUCAGUGAGAUAUUUUAUGUUUUCUAUUUUGUCAGUCUUUUGACUUUGCUUUAUUAAUUCUUGCUGUUUUGAGAGAUCAUUGGCUUCCAAUUGCCUAAUUUUGAUCUUUAAAGGCAGGUUUUCCCCUAUAAUCUUUUGAUUUUCCUUUUUGGUUUGGUCUAUCCUGCUUUUCAUGGCUUCCAGAUCUUUAAUUUUGGUCUCCAAUUGGGAGUUCCUGUCCUUUAAACUGUUAUUUUCUUUUUGAACUAUUCUUUUCUUGUCAAAAUUCUUCCAUCCUUUUGAUAAGCUCCAAUUUAAAUUCUUCAAGAACAUGUGGCCAAUUUCCAUUGUUUUUAGAAGGUUUUGGUGCAUUUAUUUGUAUGUCCUCUUCUAUUUCCUCUGUGAUCUGGAUUUUUCAUACAUAAAAAUUAUUCAGGAUCAACCCCUUCUUCUUGUUUUUCUUGGUUUGUUUUUCUUUUUCCUGGGCACAGUUUGCCAUCACUAUGGUGGUUUUUCCUUCCCUUUCCAGUCAGAAAUCUGAGUGAGGAGGGCAGGCUUUCUAUGUAUGGAGCUAAGGAGCAAGGUUUUUGCCUGAGGCCACCUCUGGAGUCUCCACAGCUUCUACUGUUUGCUGCCCUUCUCUGUGCUAUCUCCCUGCGGGCGCCAAGGUCAGGACACUUCAACCUUGCUGGGGUCUCAAGUCUAGCUGCUUUCAGGGGUAGGUCUUGAUGGUCUUUGUCAGCUGCCAAGGCCCUAGAGGUGCCCCUCACUCACUCACUGAUUUUAGCACAUUGGCUCUGACUCUAGUGCACUGGCUCUAUGUGUCUGGGGUGGGAGAGGGUUGAUCAGCUCGUGUUUUGGUGGAAGCUAUUUCACCCCCUUAUAGUGUGGAAAUGCCCAAAUCCCAUGUGCCUUCAAUGCUGCACCCUACUGAAGAGUGCCAUCAUUCAUAUGAAAUUUUUUUUUGGCCUUUUCAGGUAGUCUGUAUAGAUAGGUGUUGAAGAGAGGAAGAGUCCUGUGUCUAGACUGCCGCCAUGUUUACCUGGAAGUCUCCAUAGCCUUGUUGGGACUAUUGUAGAAGGGAUUCUUGUGCAGAAACAGGUUCUACUAGAUGAAAGAAUUCCUUUCUAACUCCAACUCUCUAAACAUGGAAAUAUAUUUCCUGAAAAACUUCUGUUGAUUCAUUUCACUUGAUUCAUAUAGAUAAACUAAAACCUUUAAAAAUAAGUUAUUCCAUUGCUGAUCAUCAUAGUUAAGAAUUAUAUCAGACAUUAAUAAAUAUGGAUAUUUUUGUAAAUUUUAAAUAAUUUGAUAAUUAUGUAUUGUGAUUAGUCAAUAUGAAGUUGUUCUAGUUUUAUAUUAGCUGCAUUGACUCCACAUAUUUUUGCAAAAUAAUUAUUUUAUAGAAAUAAAGUAAUUGAUAUAAACAAAAAAUAUCCACAUUUAAUUUACUGUAGAACUGAUUCUUUAAGAUGAUUUUACUAUAUGGCAUAGUUCCUGACACAUGAAAAUAAAUGCCUGUUAAUUCAUUAUCAAUUUGAGUCAGUCAUAAUUAAAAAGAUUUUUAAAAGUUCAAGAUUAAUUUCAAGACCAGAUGUAUAAUACAAUGAAUAGAAAAACACAUUUACUUUAAAAACUAAAAUAGCUUCUUCCAUUCUCUCCCAAUUUGUGCAAGAGAUAGAAUUACAUCUGUGACUUGAAUAAUUAAAGUAUCUCUCUUCUGUGGUUGGAUAACCCAAGAGUUUCAUGUUUGACUGGAUUAGUGAACAGAACAAUAAGUAUAUGGAAUGAUAAGGAUUACAGCGGUAAAUUGGCAAAGAUAUCUCCAGAGGCUGUUGGAUUCCUGUCAGCUAUUGGGGUGUUUAUUAUCUUGAUGCUGCUCCUUUUUCUCUAUAUUAACAAGAAGUUGUGUUUUGAAAAUGUUGGUGGCUUUCCAGAUCUUGGUUCAGGAUACAGUACAAGGGAGAAUUCACAAGAUAAAAUUUAUAAUACAUAUAUGGAUAAAGAUCAGCAUGGUUCAUCCUCUGAAAGUGAAGAUGAAGCACUGGGUAAAUACCAUGAAGCCUUGUCCAGGACACACAAUUCCAGGCUGCCAGCAGCAGGUGGAAGACAAAAAAAUUAUGUUUGGGAGACCAGACAAAAAUACAGUCCUCUAUCUGCAGAGUAUGAUGGAUAUAGUAGUGAAGCAUCAAUAGAUGAAGCAAACUGCAUUCAAAGAAUGAGAAGAACACCUCCACUGGAUGAAUUGCAGCCACCACCAUAUCAAGAUGACAGUGGCUCUCCACAUCUCUCAUGUACACCUUCAGAGAUUGGUGACAGUAAAUGUGAAUUUUCUCACUGUAGCAACAGUCCAAGAUGUUCAUACAAUAAAUGCCCAAGCGAAGGAAGUACAGGACAUGAAAUAGAAAGUUUUCAUAAUAAAGGCUAUGAAGAGGAUGUGCCCAGUGACAGUACUGCUGUUCUUAGCCCAGAAGAUGUAUCAGCUCAAGGAUCAUCUUCACAACUUCCUAAACAUUUUGAUCCUGAGCCAGAAGCUAAAUAUGGCACCCUGGAUGUGACUUUUGACUAUGAUUCACAAGAACAGAAGCUCUUAGUAACAGUGACAGCUGUCACAGACAUCCCAACAUAUAAUAGGACCGGCAGCAACUGCUGGCAAGUGCACCUUGUUCUUCUACCUAUAAAAAAGCAGAGAGCCAAGACAAGCGUCCAGCGAGGGCCAUGCCCUGUCUUCACAGAAACAUUCAAGUUUAACCAUGUUGAAUCUGAGAUGAUUGGAAAUUAUGCUGUUCGUUUUAGACUUUAUGGCGUACGUCGCAUGAAAAAAGAAAAAAUUGUAGGGGAAAAAAUUUUUUAUUUAACAAAACUGAACCUUCAAGGGAAGAUGUCACUACCUGUGAUUCUGGAACCUUCUUACAGUAUUUCCGGCUGUGGCUCCCAGAUGAGCAUGUCAGAAAUGUCCUGUAGUGAAAGUACAUCUUCUUGUCAGUCUCUAGAACAUGGCUCAACUCCAGAAAUCCUCAUUGGCCUGCUUUAUAAUGCCACAACUGGCAGAUUAUCAGCAGAAGUGAUAAAAGGCAGCCACUUCAAAAACUUGGCAGCAAACAGACCACCCAAUACCUAUGUUAAGUUAACUCUUCUGAAUUCCAUGGGUCAAGAGAUGUCCAAAUGCAAGACAUCCAUCCGCAGAGGGCAGCCAAAUCCCAUAUACAAGGAAACUUUUGUUUUUCAAGUGGCACUGUUUCAGCUUUCAGAUGUGACGCUUAUACUGUCCGUGUAUAACAAGCGCAGCAUGAAACGAAAAGAGAUGAUAGGUUGGAUUUCUCUAGGUCUCAACAGCUCAGGAGAAGAGGAACUCAAUCAUUGGACUGAAAUGAAGGAGUCAAAAGGACAACAAGUAUGUAGAUGGCAUUCACUAUUAGAGUCAUAAUGGACAAAGCCAAGAAUGAUUAUGACUCAAUGCAGCCUUGUUUCUGGCUCCAAAAAGGUCGUUUUUACUUAAUUAUUACUAUAACAGUUCACAGAAGUGUCAGAUUCAACAUUCCACCUUAAAACAUGCACUAAGUGCUAUGGAACAGAACAGCUAAUACAUCAUCUCUUCAUUGAUUUUCAGGAUCUCUGGUGGAAAUUACCGUGGAAUAUGAGAAACUUACAUGAUCAUGGUCAAACAGCAAAUCUCCAGAGGUUUAAUCAUGUUUUGGUUUUUACAGUAAUCUCAUAUUAGCUCCUAAAGAGCAAGCUAUUUCAUUAAAAACCAGAUUUUCAUGGAAUAAAAAAAAAUGAGAAUUUCGGUACCAGUUCUGUAAAGAAUAUUGACAUUGUUCUAGAGAUUCUCCAUAAAACAUUUUUUGACCAACCAACACCUAAGUGUUAAUAGACAAGAAGCCUUGGUCAGUUUGAAAGUAACCUAAAUCAGUUCUAAUAGUAAAAGUUUAAUCUCACUGAAAAAGAUUUUUAUUUUGUAUUUUUCUCUUUGCAUAGAUUAUUACACCUCAUUUCUCUGUUAAACAUCUCAGUAGCAUUAAAUCUAAGUGGAAGCAGGUAUACUUUGACAAAAAGAAGACGUUUCUUUAGUGUGUCAUGGGGACAAGCUCCACUUGGACCCGAGUCAUUUUUCCCCUUGCCUAUGCUUCUGCUUAACCCAAAGAGACCAAGUCACUGUACUGGUCCCUUGCAAGCCUUCUUAGACAGGUUGUACUGUAGAAUUAUGUAACUUUCUGUUGAAAGCACUUCCUAUAUUCAUGUAUUCCAACAUAGGAAGCUCAUAGAGCAGGACUUGACUUUUAAAAUUCUUUCAAUAAUUGAUAUUAAUUAAUUUUAAAUGCCAGUAUUGUGAAGAAUAUAUUUUUAAAACAAUGUAGUAAGUUAGCUGCUGGAAGAAAAAUAAUUCAGUGUGAAGAAGUUUUAACUGUCUGCUACCAACAUUCAACAACGAUGUUUUUAUCAAAUAAGUAUUCCUAUUAAGAAAGAAGCUGCUCUCUAAGUCCUCAGUCUUAGCCUCAGAUGCUAAAUUUGUGAUACAGAGACUAUCCCCGUCUCAGAUUCAGUCAGGACCUCAUGUUAAAGACAGUUCUGAAACUCCUUCUGAUGCUUCUAGUGACAUGACUAAUUUUUAUGAAAUUUACAAAUACGUUCUUCAACGUAAUAUCAUCCUGUGCCUUUCAUGUCUGUUAAAUUUGCUCAUACAACUUGAGAAAGCUGUAUUUGCAAAAUUAGGCCUUCAAUUUUUAUAAACAUAAGGAUUCCUCAGAACAGUGUCAUAUGGUAUUUUUUUCCUCUGGACUAUGUAAAGUUGUAUAUUAUGUGCUAAUUUUUUAAAUGACAAAAGCAGUUUCAUUUGAGUUGAUUUUUUAAAAAUCUAACAGGUUUGGUUAUAAGUAAUAUUACAUAUUGUCCUACUUUGCUUCCUGUUUGCUGUCUAUAACCUUGCUCAUAAAUAUCGCCACGUUUAUAUAUAUAAACAUGUUUUUUCCUUUGCCCUCUUUCCUUUCUGGGCCAAAUAGAACAAAGAAUUAUUUCUUUACCAAUUACUGAAAAGUAGUAUUUGGUUUUUAAGAGAUUCACAGUGUACUCUGAUGUACAAAUAUAUGAUAGCGAAACAUCCGCGUACAGAUUAUCAUUUGAGUUCAUAGAAGAAUCUUACAAGUAAUCCCCAAAUUUAGUAAACCUUGAUUACAUUUUAGUUCAAUUAAGUUAAUGGUUUAGAAAUGGCAGUUCAAUACAUUCACCCAUAUGAAUUAUAAGAAAAAUAAUUAUUAAACUAAUCUGAAGUUUAUGAAUGCAUAUCACAUGGUUUCAAUUAUGGGAAAAUUCGUUCUUUCAUGAGAGCAAUGAACUUUUUCCAGGAUUUUUAUAAAUGAGUUAGUCUACAAUCAUGUAUGAAUCACAAGACAUAAUGGUUUAAGCAAGAGCAGCAACAGUGUGCAAGAAUAUUUUGAAAGGAAUUAAGAAUCUUUACUUGGAAAUCGUAUCUAAGUUUUUGACACUAAUUAUUUGUUCUGGUUUCUAAAAGAUUGAUUAUGCUAACCAUAAUUACAAUGUCCCCAAUAAGAAAGAGGUAUUAGCCUUAUUCCAUGUUAAACCUUACUCAAAGACAGUAAAUUUCCUUGUUAUUUUACCUUUGAGUGAGCAAUCCAUUAGCCAGUUAUUAAAUUUGUCUUUCUUCAGACCAAACCCUAAAUGGUGUAUAAAUUUCAGGAUAUCCCAGACAACUUCUAAUCAGAAAAACGACAGAUCCAGAAAAUAAACAGGAAGUUUAAAAUGUUAGACAAGGCUUCUAUUAAAAGUGAAGGUGUCAUAAUUCUAGAAACUUUCAAAUUAGUCAAUUCUGUUUCUUCUCUGCUUGCUUAACUCAGAAUAACCUUUUGGUUUAGAUCCUAAUUAAUGAUUCCUUCCAUUCUAUCCCUACUUUGCCUCUCUAAAUACACACACACACACACACACACACACACACACAUGUACACACAUGCAUGCGCACACACACACAGAGAACAAAAUACACAUUCUAUCCUGUUGAUUGGCAAAAAUAGUAUUGGUCCUUAGAGUAAUUAUUUCUAAAAGACUGUCUUUUCUCUUAGAAAAAAAGGCUUGGAGCUGAAGAGACCCCCCUCCUCCCCUUACUAUACCAGAUUUAAUAUAUGUAUAAGAUAGUAUUGCUGGGGUUUUUGUGCUUUAAUUUUUAUGAAAGCUUUAAGGCAAAUUUUUAUAUCCUAGUAAUUACAGCAAAUAGAGGCCCACUGGUGGGCAGUAGGUAUGGGUUCAGAAAUUUGAGAAAGAAAACCCAGUUUCUUAUUGUUCUGUUAAAAACCCCUAAGUUUUGUAAUAGAAUGUGCAAGGCCAUAUAUGACAAUUAAGAGGCAUGUGAGCUCCUGCUCCUACAAUUACAGCCUUUAUUUAUCCACCAAAUGAGCUCCAAAACAUCGUGGUUUCUUAUUGCCUGGGAAACAGAAGGUAUGCUUCAUAUCAGUAGAGAACCCUGGUGCAAUAUAGAUUCUUGCUUAACCUUAAUUCUUUAUUGCUGUUUCUAUUUUCCUUGAAAUUUUAUUUGUAAAUUAUAUUACAUUUCACACAUAAGACAUUCAGAUGUUGACAUUGUAGUAACGGAAUAACCAAAUGUUUCAGAGUAUUAAAAUAACAACUAAAAUGCCAGCCCACCCAAAACAUACUUCAGAUAGCUAAUUAAACAGGCUAGAAGUGUAUCUUUCUCUAAGCUUUAUUCUGGAACCUAGCUUCUAGAACAUCAGUGAAAUUCUUGUGACCCUCGCUUGCAAAUAUUCAGAAAGUUUAUAGUAAAUUGGAAAUAAAAUGAUUGCUAGAGGAUUUAUCUCCAGUAUAGGAAGUAGAAAUAGACUUGAGAAUGUCAGCCAAAAGGAAGACAGGAGACUUGAGAAAAGCAAAUGAACAUUUGGAUCUUAUGUGUAACCCUGGAAACAUGUUAACCUAUAUAGUCAAAAGUAAUGGAGGUGAAUUUUGGAGCUGGAAGAACAUUCCUGCCCAGAAGACUUUUCUAAAGCCAUAUUCCAUGGGCGUAUGAAUAGAAGGACCAAAGAUGUCUUUGCAUCCAGUUGACACAUGACUACAUAGAUUAAGCUGUCCACUUACAAGCAAUUUCCAAGUUAAAAUUCUGAUACUGUUCCUAGAAAUUGCAAUUCUAUGAUACCUUUCCUCUUCUCGCUUUCUGUGUCUUCUACCACUGUCCUUAAACUCGAUUGCCUCUGCUGAAGAUGGUUGUCAUCACUGUCAUCCCCACCAGGAAAUAGUUCUGAGCCCAAGGCUAAACAUGUUGUUAGGCACUGCAAGAAAUUAGUUUUUAAAAGAUAGCAGUUUAUGAUAAUCAAAAAAAUGCAGGGAUGAAAAUCAUAGGUACCAAAUGUGGACAUAAAACAUAUGGCAUUCAUUUCUGCCAUUGACCUUUGCUUUCCUCCACCCUCUCUCUUAGAGAGAAGCCUCGAACCAUGAAAAGUAUGAUGAUCAAUGAUCGUGAAGAUGAUAACAAUGAGAGUUGUCAGGUUGUUUCUUUUUUUUUACUAAAAUCCAAAUGACCCCAGUGUGGCAGGUUGUAAAAUACCUCUUUAGUAUCUCAACACUGCCUAUGAACAGGGAAAAAAUUAAGGGAUUAAAGACUUAGAAGUCUGGGGUAGGAGAGCAUUAGUUUAAUUUACUCUUAUUAUGUUGAAUUGUAAAUGUGUUGUGUAGUAUUUAAAUGGAAUUUUUCCAUGAUGACUUUUAAGCGUCUAAGAUUUUUAUUAACUUUACAAGGUCAGAUUUCCUUCCCCAAAGAAUGGCAAGCCAACCUUUAUAAACCAACACUGGGCAUUUAAGCAAGGAGGGUGGACAGAGAAUAAUUUUUGGUAUAUAAGAGAGUCUCCUCUGUUGGCUAUGUCUUGAAGGGACUGUGGUAGAAAUGGCUAUCUUUCUGCUCUAAUGUUUUAUAGGGUGCAUUCUGCCCUUUGGCCUUAUCUAGGGCUUCUUUCUGCAUGUGUGAAACGAUUUGCAUAAGAAAAGACCGACUUCCAGGCAGCAAAAUCUUGUAUUUCAAACAGGACUUCAAGAAUAACAUGCUAAUUGAACACUUUACCUAUGCCAAGGUAAAACCUAAAACAAAGAGGAAAAAAGCAGGCAUUCUCCCCUUCAAGUCCAUGGAACACAUACAUUGCUAUCCUUCCCUCUUGCACCUCACCAUCCAAAAGAAAAAAAAAAUCUAUUGCCCAAGUGCGAAAGGCAAAAUUGAAUUUCUCUAUAAGGAAAAAAAUACUAACUAGAAAUAAUAUUACUUCAGUAACUUUAGGCUAGUAUUUUAAUGAAAGGAGUUUUAUGUGAGAUAAUAAAUGAGUGAGGUAUUUAGAUUUAGUUGUAUUGGGUUUUUUCUUUCCUUAAAAAGGCAGAGAGAUGUGUAAUAAAACAAAAAAAAUGAGGGGUGUUUAAUUUGGGGUAUCUAUAUGCUUUGGAGAACUGCCCUAAUUCAAUAUAAACCUUUGUCAAGACAUUCCCCAGGCUAAUAAAUAAAUCCUAUUAUGGUGGUUUUAUGAAUCUUGAAAGUUACCUUUAGAUUAUUGUUCAAAUAUUUCUUCACUGUGCUGCCUUUAAGAUGAUGAAUAUGAGGCAGAGAAAGGAUCUCAGAAGAAAUUUAUCUAAAAGGCAAGUUCCAUGACAAGGUCACAUUUUUCAUGUUGUAGAAACAGCAGGAGAAUCAUUCUAAAAGCUAUUUUCAUAACAAACUACAUCAUUCUUUUUUUACUCUGUGGGGUAACAAGGAUGACCUUUUGGGUAGGAGACUUGUAAUAGUCUUUUAAAAAAUUAAAUAGUAGCAGGACCUCCUGCCCUUUAUCUGCUGUGCUAUCUGGGGAUUCGUAUUGCUCUGGAUGUCAAGCAUUGGCUCUGGGGCUGAGCAUCCUAUCCUGAGAAAUUCUCCCUCUUUCGUUUCCAUCCACACUCAUAGAAUAGUUGAGGGAAUACUGAAUGUAAUUCUAUGGUUUAGAAUGUAGUCUCAUCCCUAUUCUCCAAGUGUUAGAAUAUGCCCAUGUUUAUUUUCCCCUUUAAACAUUUUCACUUUAUUUGAUCCUCAUUUAUAUAAUUUCUCACUUGAAACAUUUUUGCGGGGUUUAGUGUCCUUUGCCAAUCCUUGGGUUCAAAUCAAAUUUAUUAAAUGAAAUUAAAGAUUUUUUUUAAAAAAACUGUUUCAGCCUAUUUCACCUGGGCCUACAAUUUUUUACCAUACCAUAUAAUUCAUGUAAUCCUCAACAUCAUACCAUCACUACACAAAAUGAGCAAAUGUUCAGGAUCAGUCUGGGGAAGCUUGGUAAUCUUACAUACUUGUCCCUUGCAGCAGUUUUUGUGUUCAUCUUGAUUAUGGUCAUCAGCUUCAUUGUCAUCACACUUCUCAUAGGCUAUGGCAUUUUUGGAUUCUCCACUAGAAGCAGCAUUAUUCCUGGCAGCUAACACGUGAUCUCUGCCUCUUCCACUUCUUUGUUCUCUGUUAGGGUUCUUCCUUUUAAAUGACGUGUUAAUUCAGGAACCCCAGGUCUUCCUUCUCCUCCUCCUCUUCUAAAGAAAAAUGAUAUAGAUAACAGACUGCCUUUGCUUCAGUUUUCCCUUAUUUUCAAAUCUGGCCAUGCUUCCUCCUCUCAUGCAGAAGCUGCGUGUUUCAGGUGUUCAUUGGAGGAUUUUUUUCCCCUGAAAGAAAAGACUCUGGCCCUUCUACUUAUUGACCCAUGACAAAUAAGAUUGUUAGGAGAUGUGAACUAAUAUAGUUAUCAGUCACAGAGGGCUGAGAAUUUAAUUAGGCCAUUUUUCUUUCUGCCCUGCUUUAUCAAUGAUCUGGUCUUAGCUUGAGGGAAAUAGCAAAUAAAUAGAACCAUAAUACUACUAAGUGUGUUAGACAGAAACUGGGAAUCUGGUAGCCAAGAUGAAGAUUACUAAACCUCUCCCAUCUUUAGUGCUUAUACCAGUACAAAGAGAGUCUUUUUUUAAAGCAGAGUUUUUGUGUAUCCAUAAAUAUUAAUUUCCCAUCUUGAGUCCCCCGACCACCUCCUCAGUGCCUUUGGAAUUUACAAGACAGAGGUAAGUUUAUAAUGGCCACUAUGAGUCAUACUUCGAAUGAUAGGGGCAUCCUCACUUUUUCCCAGUCAUAUUGGUUAACCAAUAAGAGGACUCAGAAGGUCUACCAUUUGACCUUAAGACAUUUUAAAAGCCAGUGAAACCAAGCCUUUAUAGACAUACUGCCCUCUUGGGAUUAGAGGUGGGAGCAUAGGGAGAAGGGGAGAUGCGUCACAGCCCUUUUCACUUAGAAGCCUUAAAAAUAAAUCCAUUUGUCUUGAAAUGUGUGAAUAAAACAAAAAUCAGGUGGUUCAGGAGGGGACUUAAUUGUAAAUUCGCCAAAAGUUUGCCAUAAUUUUAGUGGUGAAGCUACCACGUUUUGAUUUCAGUACACAAAAAAAUAAAACUAUUCCUAAAUAAUUGAUUAUUAGAACAAAAUCACUGCCAGGCACUAUUAUGCAAGAGUUUGACAUUUCUCCAUUGUCAGCCUGACAAUCUGUAUCUUAAGUUGUCUUAUUAUUUGGGGACCCUUCUUCCCACCUGCUUCUUUUCGAUUCUGGAUAUCAGUAAACCUAGCUUGUUCUGCUUGUUCUUUGAGUUUGUCUUCCUGAAUAUUCAAGAUUACUUUAAAAAAAGAAAAGCCCUAAACACCAUUCACUUUAUUCCUUUAGCAUGUGAUCUCUCACCUGACACAUAUUGUUUUUAAGAUGAAUACCCAAUAGAUGAAAUAUAAUGCCGCAUUAUGCCUUGAAAAAAUAAUAAUUUUCUGAAAUUGGUUUAUAUAUUUAGUUAUUGCUAAAAUGCUCAUUACCAUGGUACUUAAGCACUUGAUAUUAAAUAUGAAUAUAUUGUUUAAUGAGGAAACAGGCUUUCCCCUAUGAUCUCUAAGACUUAUUGUUUUUCUUUGUCUUUUGCAUCUGUUUGAAGGGAUUGCUGAGAGCUUCUUAAUGGCAUUUCAUUUGUCAUUUUCUGAGUAGGUUACCUUCCUCCUCUUUGUGCUAUAAUUUUCUGUAACAACCAGACUUUUGAUACCCUGAGGGGUCAGUCUUCCUUGUGAUGCCUAUGCAUGACACCCAUUAAUACUGGUGAAAGUAAUACACAAGCACCAACAGGAGACAAGACCCCCAAAGUGUAAUAGGAUCAGCAGAUCAGAGCCCUGAUAGAGAAUGGCGCCUGCAAUACAACUAAAUGUGAUUUCAAUUAUAAAUGGAGUAGAAGCCAGGAACAGGAUUAAGAAUUUUAAGUAUGUAAAUCUUCCUUCUUAUUGGUUUGCAUUUUUCCCCAGCUUACACAUUUAUAUUUUAUUUGCAGUGUGUACUCAGUGAAUAAAAAUUCUGAAAUAAUUCCACACAUCUAUUUAACCAUGCAAUUAAAAAAAAAAAGACAACUAAAGUCAACGCUUUAUAAUAGAGUUUAUUUGUCGUCUUUUUGAGUAAGUACUAAGAGCAUUUGAAACAUACUGUGUGUGAUUGUGAGCUCUAUCUUAGGAGAAGCCCAGGGUAGCUUUGUGUACAAUUGGAUAUCAUGUUAUUAAUGUGUUAAAAUUGAAUGAAGUCCAAUUGGAAGUUGGUCAUUUAAGCAGCGUUUUGUUUUUAGAAAUUGUCUCAAAUUUGCUCCUAAACAGAUUCCAUCCACUGCUUUGCUUACGUAAAAUUAUACUGUAAAUAUUUUGAACUUUUUUUUAAAUGUCUUCCCACUCUCCUCCCCCUGCCAAUUCCUCCCACCUCAUACAAGAUGGGCAUACUACUGUAGCAACAUGUUUUGAAUGAUUUUCACGGCUGUCAUAAGAGGGGACAGCUAAACUUUGGCUAAGUUUUUACUAGAAUUUUGAAAUAAGAAAAUUUCUAAACAUUACCUUUUAGUUAAAUUUAUCAGGGGAGACCAGGCACGAUUCUUGGUUAUUUUAUGGAUGAAUAGGCCUGUGACGGUCACUGGGGCCACUCUCCUUUUCUGUAAAUACUGAGGUGCAUUAAUGCUUAAUACUGUUUCGUUUCUCAAAAGUAUUUUUAAUGCAAUUUUCAUGAAAAACUUAAUUAGUGAAAUCUUUUAUUCGAAUUUCCCUUAAUUUGCUUUUUUGAGGAGAGAUGUCUCCUUGAUAUGUGUACUUUCUUACAGAGCUUUCUUACCUAUUUUUGUAACAGUGGAUAUAAUAGUAUGAAGUUUAAAUGCUCUGUGAGCAAAAUUAUAUAUCUCUUUAACCUAAGGAAAUAUAUUGCUGAUUAAGUCUUGGUCUUAAAUUAUUUCCAACUUGUUUGCUGGUGAGACUAAACCAAGAACUGAUCUCAUUAGUAAAUACAUGUGUUUGUGCUGUUAUCAGCAAUGUUGUUGAAAUGUUUUAUGUCACAUUUUAAUUCAUGUUUUCAUUAAAAGAUAUAAAUAGAUGGGUGUGUGAAGCAGUCCAUUCUGUAGAAUAGUACAUAUCGAGUGACUUUAGUUUGAGUCUGUCUAUUGAAAAGUGCUGUAUGUACAAUUUUAAUCACAUACCUACUUUUCUACUGCCUGUAUAGCACCGAUUCUCUUGGUGCUUUGUUCCCUUUGUAUAACUGUAUUAUGCAGAAAAAUUGAUGUCCUGGUGUGUAAACAGUGUCAAUGUAUUUGAGAAAUGUCUUCAAUUGAUUAUACUAAGGAGGUCUUAAAUGGCAGUUUAGUUUUUCAUAAUAGAGUACAAAUUUGUUUAGUGGGUUAAAAGUUACUCGCCUCCCCCUUCCUCCAAGAAAAAAAAUACUUUAUGAGUAUAUACCCAGAGUAAGGAAAUCUCUGACUUUUGUCCUAUGGUGUUACACAAAGAAUAAUCCUUAUUCUCAUUCAGUGAAAAGAGACUUUUCAUUUGGUUGUUACACAAUAAUUAUUGUGCAUUCCAUAAGCAAAUCUAUGAGCAUAUUGUUAAUCACUGCUGGGGCUGAAAGCCUCUCAUGUAAUCUGGUCACAUGUUAUCACUAGCAAAAAAUGUUUGUUAUAUCUUUAUGUUGUGGCUUAAAUCUGGACCCCAAAGAAAAUGAACGUUAGGUAUAUUUAACAUUUUUUAUUAUCCUUCUACAUAGUUCCUUAAUGAAUCAAGAAUUCAAUAUAAAUAUCUUCAAAGAAAUUUCUCUACUUUCCAGUCCAAUUUGAUAUAGUAUAUUGGACUUUAUUAUACCCAAAUAUAUACUCUUUCUAGCACCAUCCCUAACAUGAACUUGUUGAUUUUUUCAUUAGCAAUAACCAUGUUAUGGUUUUGCUUGACAAAAUGCUCUACCUGGUUUUGAUUACUUAAUCCUUUCGUUAAUUUUACUGGCUAGUUAUCUCAGUUCAAAAGAUAUGGAUUAUAAUGUUUCAUGUUUCAUUGUCUUGUUUACUUGCUGUUUUCAUCAAUAAAGAUUUUAUAACAACAGAAUUGUUUUUUUAAAAGACCGAGUUUGCCGGUACUAUUUUGCACAUGAAAAAGAAUUUUAACUCAUGGUACUGGAAAGUUGACAGAAAUUAAAUUCACUACAUUAUUAUUAAGUUACCAACCACCAUUAAAAUCCCUAGUUCCAUAAAUUAAUCAGAAGCCAUCCCAAUUAACUUUUUUAAAAAAGAAGACCAAUGCUCAAUUAUCAUGUUUUAAGUUUUUUCCCUCUAAAAAACAUUAUUGCUUUCUGGGGAUACUAGCAAUGAAACAUGUGAAACCGUUCUGUUCGAAACUAAAUUGAUUAAUACUCCAACUAUGAGACAGGACUGGGAUCUUAUCCAUUACUUACUGCUGAAUUUCUCCCUUUUAUCAAGUAUUAUUACUAUCCAUUAUUACAAUGAAGAUGAAAAAGCAGAAAGAACAAAUGUGUUCCCAAAUAUUCACCAAAAAACCCAAAACUGUGUUCUUCUAAAUUUUGGAGUGACUAAAGUUGUUAUAAAUUUGGUAGUUAGACUUUCCCUGGUGUGUAAACAUUGUGAACAUAUUUGAGAAAUAUCUUCAAUUGAUUAUUCUAAGGAGGUCUUAAAUGGCAGUUUAGUUUUUUGUGAGAGUACAAAUUUCUCAUCUAGGGAGCUCAUGGCUAAUUUUAAUCCAUACCGUUACAGCUGGGGGGGGGGGGAGGAUGAAGGUCCGAUGGUAUAUGUACAUCUAUAUGGUAUGUUUUACACUUGAGAUAUUGUUUUUGGGGGGAGUUAACAAGGAAUUCAUGCAGUUAAGUAUCACAUGGUGUCACAGUAUCUGAGAUUGUUAUCAGAAAUUCGUUGUUACAACUAUUCUGUCUUAUCUAAGAAUCUCCAAUAUGCAAAAUAUUUACUAUUAGUCACUUUUUUCACUUGAAAAUAAAGUCAUUCCCAAU